AGAAGAAGACAAAAUUCGUGUGGCGAAAUGUUCAUUGGACUUUUUAAAGUGUUGUCUGAGUUCCUCCACACAUUUUGGCUGUCCUAUAAUGUCACAAGCAGCGAGUUCCGAUGAGGAAACCGACUUUCAAGUCGUCAGCUUUACAAAUUACCAGCGCGUUCGCGAUAAAAUUGGAAAGAUAAGCUAUGCUGAUGGUAUUGCCGAUGGACGGGAGCAAGUCUUUCAAACUAGCUUCGAUCAGGGCUAUGCGGAUGGACUAAACGUUGGCCUGGAAUUGGCCAAAUUUCACUCCUUUUUCGACACACUUGCAGCAGCGGGCACUAAGGAUGAAAGUAUAUUAAAGGAACAAAAGGCGUACAAGGAGUUGAAUCUCCCGAAAGCCACAGAUAAACAGCACUUUAAGUACUUGGAUCAUCAAAACGAACCACUGACCGUGGUGUCGGAGAAGCAGGGCAUCUACACGGACGACUUAUUGGGUAAAUGUGCCGCAUCACUGCCAAUGACUGCGAAUUUAUUCAUUUCCAGGGAUUCAUCCUAGUGUUGAUCCGGUUUAAUGUAUACAAAUGAUUGGGAAUUAUCAAAAUUAACUGAACAUA
Messenger RNA from Drosophila guanche, 596 nucleotides. Its product is annotated as protein YAE1. The transcript has 2 exons. NCBI's taxonomy places the organism in Eukaryota, Metazoa, Arthropoda, Insecta, Diptera, Drosophilidae. Bases 89 to 538 code for a protein of 149 amino acids. The record is from RefSeq and is a predicted model, not a curated record.